Molecule: messenger RNA, 640 nt
Organism: Aspergillus pseudonomiae
Lineage: Eukaryota; Fungi; Ascomycota; Eurotiomycetes; Eurotiales; Aspergillaceae
Exons: 1
Coding region: 54-230 (58 amino acids)
Source: RefSeq, a predicted model, not a curated record
UUCAAACCCAACACUUUACCCGAUGGAAACCACUGCGAUUUAUUUAAGCUAUCAUGUUGUUUAGUGAUUUAUUGUACAUAAACCAUCUCGAAUGUCGCUCGAAUCCAAAAAUCAGACCCACAUUAGGGUCAUCGUUGGAUUGCUUAGGCUCUGUUCUGGCCUUGUUGGCCAUGAUGACGCGAUCCCAUUGGACGAUCGCCGCGUCGACGUCGAUGAGGAUUCCUCGAUAGCUUGCAGGCUUUCCUAGCGGGUCGGCAAGGACACGUACAUCGCAGCUGAAGCUUGGCAACCAUGACGCUAGAUAAGCAUACCAACACUCACGAUGAUCGACGAAUGGACGUCCUCUCUCCUGGACAGGUGGAUCCUAGGAAAGUCCGGAUCCUCGAGUGUCCGGCGUAGCCGAGUCUCGUACUUUCUGCUCGUCGACUCUUCGCUUUCCGACUGGGUCUACCACCGGAGUCCGAGACCACCCUCGUGCAUCUGAUCAUCCUAGGGGCUGAGAUUGCUCAUACGACAAUAGAGUGGAUCGUUGGAAUCCACUCCAUAAUUGAAGCCAGCAUAGCUAUCUCAUGUCAGAAUUACAUGUCAUACUGCGCACUACUGUUCCGUAUUUUGAAUUCUCAACUCGGAUGCGUCUACC